UUACUAGUACUUUUUUCCUUCUUAGAGCCUCUCAUUUGUUACCAUAAGAGGUAAUAUAUUAAUUAAGGUAAUAUUUAAUUCUACUUCUUACUACUGAUAGCGCUAUGAUCUGCUUCUGUAUUGCACAAUGUGAUUAUAUUAUAUAUGACAUGCAUAAACAAAUGCAAAUUUGUAUCUUCUAAUGAUGUGUGGUGUCAUAAAAUGAAGUGAAUAUUUUGAUACAAUUGUUCAGUGUUGUUUUUUCUUUUAUAGUGGUAUAAACUUUUAUAUAAUCAUAAAUUUGAUAUAAUCUUAAACUAUGUUUUCAGUUAGAAUAUUAACAAUAGAUAGUUAUCAAACAAAUCCUAUUUCUGAUUUGGAUCCAACAUUUUCCGAAUUUCGAGGAAAUGAAAUAAAACGUGUACCUGUGAUUAGAAUAUUUGGCCCAACUUCAACAGGAGAAAAAACAUGUUUGCAUAUACAUGGUGUAUUCCCAUAUAUGUAUGUACCAUGUACCAUAAAGGAAAAUAUAAACAGUUUUAUGCAUCGGUUAAGUUCAUCAAUAGACAAUGCCAUUAAUGUAUCAGCAGGAAAAUCAGCAUGUAGAACUCAACAUGUUUACAAAAUACAAUUAGUUCGUGGAAUUCCUAUUUAUGGAUAUCAUGAAAGGGAACAUCUUUUUUUUAAAAUUUAUUUUUAUACUCCGUCUAUUAUAAAGAAAGUAGCAGAUUUGUUACAAAAUGGUGCAAUAAGCAAUUUGAAAUUACAACCGCAUGAAGCACAUAUUCCAUUUAUUUUACAAUUUAUGAUGGAUUAUAAUUUGUACGGUAUGAAUUUUAUAAAUAUAAAAAGUAUUAGACAUCGCUGGAAUUCACUUUCAACUACUAAAGAAGAAACAAACCAAAUGAAUAAUUUAGAAUCCUAUGAUUCGCAAAAAUAUCUUCCAAUGUCCGUUAAUCGUCAAACUAUAUGUGCUUUAGAAGUAGAUGCGCAAGCCAAUGAUAUAUUAAAUCGACGAGCAAUUGGUAAAGUUAUAGAAUUAAAUCCUGGUCUGGCUGACAUUUGGAAACAGGAAAGAACAAGAAGAUUACAAGCUGGCUUGGAAGAUGUUAAUUCACAGUUAUUGUAUACUAGAAGUUCUGAAAUACGAAUUGUACUACCAACAGUUAAUGAUAAUAAUCAAGAACAACGAAUCCUUCAAAGACUUCAAGAUAUUCUACAGGAGGAUGAGAGUAUAUCUUUAUCAAACUCAACUUUAGAAAUUUCUUAUCCAUUACAAGCACAAGAGGAUGACGAUUCAUUAAAUGCUUCGUGUGUUGUAAACCAUAUUACACCAUCUUCAUCACAAAAAAUAAAUGAAAAAGAACGAACAAAAUUGGAUAACUUGAAAGAUUUAUCUCCAUAUUUUUCAUUAGAAACUCUUUCAACCGAGAACAAUUCUAACAAUACAAGUUCUUUAAACGAAGAUGAUAUGAAUUUAGUGGAAAUGUUAGCUGAUUUAUCAGAAAGCGAUGAUGUUAAAAAAAUUGUAGAUGAUGACAGUAUAUUAGGAUCUCAAUAUUUAGAACAAGAUAAUAAAGUAUUAUCUGAUUGUGAAGAUGAUGAAAAUGAACAGCUAAAUUUAACGAAUUUGGACCUGACUAUACUUAGUCAAAAUCAACCAAAUAAAUUAAUAGAAAAAAUACAAAAAUCAAACGAAGAGAAUAUGCAAACAGAUUGUGAUAAUAAUUUAAGUACAUUAACUUUUCCCCAAUUUGAUGGUGCCAAUGAUUUUGUAGAAAGUCCAAAAUCUAAAAAGAAGAGAAAGACGAGUACAGAAUCUGAUAAAAUUAGUAGCUCAUCAAAAAAAUGUAAGAAAAAGAAAAUUGAACAUGCAGAGCAAUCAUAUAUCGAUGAACCAAAUCUUGAAAUUGCAUCAUCUUCAGCACUUUCUAUUAAAAAUCAUCCAAUUUCCACUACAAUAGAUACAGAUAAAAUAAUUUCGGAUGAAUUAAAAAAGCGUAGUUGUACUUAUAAUUACCAUAAAUAUUCUAUUAAACAAACUGUAAUUGAUAUUGAACAGGAAGAAGAAACAGAUGAUCUUAAAACUCAUAACUGUGAUAGACUUAUAAAAUCUAAGAGUAUGGAUAAUGAAAAUUUACAAAAAGAAAUGCACAAGUCAAAGAUUAAUAAGCAAGAACUACUAAAAAAAAGUCCAAAUUCGCCAAAAACUUAUUCACCAUUAAAUAUUAUUAUUAGUUCUCCUAAAACAUUACAAUCUAUCAAUAAAAAUGUAAUAAAUUCCAAGAUUCCAAAACAAGAUUGUAAAAUACUUCCUAGGAAAUUGGUAUUCUCUGAAUCAGAUGAUCUAAAAUGUAAAAAAAUCAUUAGAAAAUGUAAUGUAACUGAACCUAAAGUAUCUCAAUGUAAUUUAGAUAUCAAAAGUUUAUCUACAGAUCAUCAACAAAAGAAAUCAGAUAUUAGUUAUAAGAGCGACAAAACAGCUUAUUCUAAUUUUCCUACAGAUUUAUCAUUUCAAAUUAAUGAAUUAAAUUUUUCUGAAGGAGAUGCAGAAGAAAAUAUACACAACGUAACAUUUACACAAUAUAUUGAAGAAAAAAUAAGAAAUGAAACUCAAAUUUUUCAGUCCACUUAUUUUGUAAACAAGAACAAUAAAACAAAAAAAGUUUCUAUUACAAUUAUAACGAAGUUUAAUCCGCCUACGCGAGAACGUGUAUUACAAAGUUUAGCAACAUGUGAUAUUUCAAAGAGGACUCGAGCAGAACCAUUUUUUAGUAAUAAGCUUGAUUUAAUGAAGCAAAAAGAAAUGUCAUCUAACACUUUUAAUAUACCAGUGAUUACUUCAUUUAAUUCAAGUUUAGAGGGAAUUACAGGAAUUAAAUUAUGGCGGCGAAUGAAAGUAAAUGAAUUUUAUCCUGCUGGAUCCAACAUAAAGUCAAAUCAUAUGAAAAAAGUCCUCGCGGGUUAUAAUUUAUUGACAAUAAGAACUCUUAUGGAGCCUCCCCAAGUAAAAUCUGUUAAAGCAUGGUUGAAACCGAAGAAUUGCCCGCCUAUAAAAAAUCAACUAAUUGACAACAAUAAUACUUCUACAAAUGGGCAAUCUCCUUCUUCUAGUAAUUCUAAUUCAUUAAAAAAGAACACGUUAGAAAAUACAUUUAAUGAUACAUUAACACACAAGGAUAAGAGAGAAUCACAAUAUCUAGGAAUUUCUCAUGGACAGAUAGAAUAUUCUAUAAAUGAAAAAAUCGGCAAUGCUUCACGUGAAAAUCUUCAAAAUUCUAGGAUUUUAACUAUGCAUCAAUAUAUAACAUUACUUUCUGUGGAAGUACAUAUUCCUACACGUGAAGAUUUUCUACCUAAUCCGCAACAUGACCCUAUAGAAGCAAUUUUUUAUGCUAUUCACAAUGAUAUUCCAAUAUCUUCUGAUGAAAAGCAAAUGGAGUAUGGAACAAUUAUUAUCCGUUCGUCUGGUGAACAACCAAUAAAUUUCGUUAACUCUCACAUUCCUCUUAUUCCAACUUCAAUACAAUAUGUAGAAAGCGAGGUAGAAUUAUUAAAUAAUUUAGUAACAUUAAUUCGUCGCUGUGAUCCUGAUAUAUUAAUUGGUUGGGAAGUGGAAGUUUCAUCUUGGGGCUACAUUUUUCAAAGAGCUUCACGUUUGGGCUUUAAACCAUUUCCUUUAUACAUUUCAAGAACUCCAAAUAUUUCGUCUACUUAUAGUUUUCAAAUGUUCUCUGAAGAUUCAGAAAUAAAAGUACCAGGCCGCAUAUUUCUUAAUAUCUGGAGGAUAAUGAGACAUGAAGUAGCAUUAUCAAGUUAUACAUUUGAAAGUAUUAUGUACAAUGUGAUGAAGGAAAGAGUUUCAUGUCAUAACUAUAAGACAUUAACUAACUGGUGGAAAAAUUCAAAUAUUGCAAUGAAGAGUAGAGUAAUUGACUAUUAUGUUAUUAGAGUUUCCGGAAAUUUAAGAAUUCUUUCUCAAUUAGAUAUUAUUGGUAGAACGAGUGAACAUGCACGACUUUUCGGAAUACAAUUUUAUGAAGUAUUCUCACGAGGUUCUCAAUUUCGCGUUGAAUCGAUGAUGUUGAGACUUGCAAAACCUUUAAAUUUUAUUCCUGUAUCACCUUCUAUACAACAAAGAGCUAAAAUGCGUGCACCAGCAGCAUUACCAUUAAUUAUGGAACCAGAAUCUAAAUUUUAUACAGAUCCAUUGGUAGUUCUUGACUUUCAAAGUUUAUAUCCAAGCAUUAUAAUUGCUUAUAAUUAUUGCUUUUCAACGUGUUUAGGUCGUGUUGAACACUUAGGACAGUCUAUACCAUUUGUAUUUGGCGCAACGACAUUAAAAAUUAAUAGAAAUACUCUUUUAAAGUUGCUAGGAAAAAUGAAUUUUGCGCCCAAUGGUGUAGCUUUUGUUAAAUCUGAAGUACGCAAAGGUAUAUUACCAAGAAUGCUUGCAGAAAUAUUAAAUACUCGUAUAAUGGUAAAGAAUUCGAUGAAACUUCAUUCGUUCGAUAAUCAUAAUCUUCAGCGUAUGCUUCAUUCACAACAGUUAGGUUUAAAGUUGAUAGCAAAUGUUACGUAUGGUUAUACAUCUGCUAAUUUUAGUGGCAGAAUGCCAUGCAUUGAGAUAGGUGACAGUGUUGUUAGCAAAGGAAGGGAAACACUGGAACGUGCUAUAAAAAUAGUGGAAUCUACACCUAAAUGGGGCGCUAAAGUAGUUUAUGGAGAUACAGAUUCUUUAUUUAUUCUUUUACCUGGAAAAUCACGAAAAGAAGCAUUCAAAAUUGGUGCUGACAUGGCGGACACUGUUACAGCUGCUAAUCCACCUCCUAUAAAACUAAAAUUUGAAAAAAUCCUUCAGCCAUCUAUUUUACAAACAAAGAAACGUUAUUGUGGAUAUAUGUACGAAACUUCCGAUCAAAAAAUUCCUGAAUAUUUAGCAAAAGGUAUUGAAACUGUACGUAGAGAUGGAUGUUUUGCUGUUUCAAAGAUUCUUGAAAAGUCAUUGAAAAUAUUAUUUGAUACUUCAGACAUCUCUUUAAUAAAAAAAUACCUUAUUAGACAAUUCAAUAAAAUUUUAUGUAGGCGAGUCUCAAUAGAGGAUUUAACAUUUGCUAAAGAAUUUCGUGGUUUAGAUGGUUAUAAAACCAAUGCUGUUGUCCCAGCAUUAGAAUUAACACGCAGAUUAAUGCGUAAGGAUCCUCGAGCAAUACCUCUUACUGGUGAACGUGUGCGUUAUGUUAUUUCUGCUGGUGCACCAAAUCAAGCACUAAUUCAUUGUGUUCGUACACCAUGGGAAGUAAUGUCCGAUCCUGGUUUAUAUCCAAACUCUAUUUAUUAUAUAACCAAAGUUAUUAUACCGCCUCUAAAUCGGUGUUUUAAUUUAUUUGGCAUUGAUGUUAAUAACUGGUAUCAAGAAAUGUCUCAUCGACAAUCAUUCGAUAAAUUAGACUAUUUAAAUACAAAAAAUCAAAAAUCUACUAUUUGUCAAUUUUUUAAUACAACUGUGUGUAACAUUUGCGGAGAACAGUCCACUAAUGAAAUUUGUUUAGAGUGUAUGGCACAACCUGAUAAAACAAUCCUCACAAUUUACGAAAAAAUAAGAUGGUUUGAACGUACAUAUCAGCAACUUAACGAAAUAUGUUACUCUUGUGUAGGACGACGAGAUAAUCCUGAUUGUACUUCUUUAGAUUGUCCAGUAUUGUAUCGUAUGCACGAAGCUCGCAAAAAUCUUGCACAAGUAUCUUAUCUGGAUAAUCUAAUAAACAAUGGUAUUAAUAAUGUUAAUAUACAUGAUAAAAACGUACCUUCUUCGUAAUGCGAUUUUUACUGGUUUUCCUGAUGAUGAUAAUACUCGUCAGAUAUUAUUGGAUUAUUUGGAUUUCUUUGAAAAGUAAAUAUGUUAAAAUAAAAGAGCUGUUUUGCUAUUUGAUGUUUAUUCUCUUAUUUUUUUUUUUUUUAUCAUAAUACUGUAUAACAUACAAGAAAUGCACAUUAAUGAAACCUACAGAAGAGAAUCUGAAUAUACAUAAACAUUUGUUACUGGUUUUACUUUUCAUGCACUUUUUGUUCAGCUAUCAUAUUAAUUUUUUUUUUGUUACUAACUCAAAGAAUGAUAAUUUUUAUUGAAUACUUUUUAGAUAUAAUAAGAAUAAGUGUAAAUACAUUUGAAUUUAUUUUCAAUGAAUUUCAUUUUUUAGAUUACUUCCUUAGUUAAAGAAUUCAAUUACAAUACAGUACGUUGCGACUAUAUAGAGUUCGUGUGAAGAACAUAUUACUAAACUUAAUUUAUAAUCAAACGAAAUAAAUACACUACUUUCAUGACUUUCUAUUUCAUUAUAAGUACUAAUGCUUACGCCGAAAUUUGAAGAUGAUUUAUAUUCAAACUCACAUUCCUUUUUAUCUUUUUUCUGUUUUUUUUUCUUUUCUUUUUUUAUUAAACAUUUUCACUUCCUUUCGUAAAACAUUAUCAAAUAUAAAGAAAUGUAGUAUCAUUGAUAGUUAUUAUUUGCAAUAUUAAUAAUUAUAAAGGAAUAAAUUUACUGUUUUUUAAAUAUUACAUUUUUUGUUACCUAAAAAACAACAUACCACGCACAUUAUUAUAUCUAUUCGAAGUGUCAGAAUGAUUAUGAAAAAUUAGUAAUGAACUUGCGUUUUAUAAUAUUGAGCGCGUACUAUCUUUCAAUAUUGCAAAGUUUAUCGCGAAAAUUAUUAUGAAAAGCACCACCUUCUGGCUAAAAGUAUGAAAAGAAAAUGAGAAGACGCGUGAGUUAUGAAUUUUUUAAAUAAAAUAUUGAAUUAAUUUUCUGCUUGUCACAUUAUUUAGAUCUCAUUGUACAAUUACAUUCUCACUUGAAUGUUUUAAUAUGUUAAUAUUAAACAACAUCAACGAUACGCUUUGUAUCUUACAUACGACACCUAUAUUGUUUUCAAUUCAAGUUCGAAAAUAUUAUUUGCAAAGAAUAUAUAAGUCGAGAAUAUAAAAUCUAAACCACGAGCGUAUAUGUGUAGUGUCAAUGUUGCUUUUUAUAUAUAUAUGCUUGUAUAUUUAAGAAAGUAUGUUAGAUCCAUAAUUAUUACAAAUUUUGCAAUUUUUACGUAAAAUUACUUGAAACUUACAACAGAGUGAAAAUAAUGCUCAUGACGUGCAAGUCGUUGUUGGCCAUAAUUUUAUUUUCGCCAAUCUAUGAUAUAUACGGAUUUACUUUCUUUCUUUCUUAUUUUUUUUUUAAAUAUUAUUAUUAUUAUAAUAAUUAUCAUCAGCAGCGCUUAGACCAUGUUAUUUCAAUACAUAAAUAAUAAUUUCAUUUAAUAUAAUGUACAUUUAUUGACUACAUUAACAAAUAUUUGGAAUUGAUAUCGUUUAUUAUCCAUGGAUUGGCGCAUAAUUAACAUUGAUUGAUUAGUAUUGUACCUUACAUAUUAGAAAGUUAUUUCAAUGUAUCCAAAUAUUAUUAAAUAAUAUUUGAAAGUGAACCUCAUUAACAUAAGAGUGAAUUUAACAACAAAUGUUUGUGACACGUUUUCGUAAAAACGGAUUAAUCUAUCAAACUUAUUGGACAAAAACAAACAGGAAAAGUUAUAGCUUGAACAAAGAACGAAGUUACUAACUUUUCGAUAUAAUUUUAUGGCGGAAUGUGUUUUGUACGAUAUAUUUGUAAAUUACUAUUUAAAUAUAUCAUGUCAUUUCGCUCAAGAAAAAAAAAGAGAGAAAAAAAAACAAGAAAAAUCAUAAUAUUUAGAAAAUUGGAAUAAAAUGUAAGACAAAGAAAAGCAAUAACACCAUAUAAAUUUACAAAAAUAUCUUCCACGCAUUUUUUUUUAACUAAAUAAGACGUACAUACUGUUUUAAAAUUGUUUACCGUUUCAAAAUCACCUAAGAUGUGGAAUUUGCGUUAAAUU
Molecule: messenger RNA, 7881 nt
Organism: Polistes canadensis
Lineage: Eukaryota; Metazoa; Arthropoda; Insecta; Hymenoptera; Vespidae
Gene: DNApol-zeta
Product: DNA polymerase zeta catalytic subunit
Exons: 18
Coding region: 299-5797 (1832 amino acids)
Biological process (GO): double-strand break repair via homologous recombination; error-prone translesion synthesis
Cellular component (GO): zeta DNA polymerase complex; nucleus
Molecular function (GO): nucleotide binding; DNA binding; DNA-directed DNA polymerase activity
Source: RefSeq, a predicted model, not a curated record